Pongo pygmaeus (Bornean orangutan) is the source of this 3399-nucleotide messenger RNA. Its product is annotated as putative speedy protein E7. Lineage: Eukaryota; Metazoa; Chordata; Mammalia; Primates; Hominidae. Gene Ontology annotation, biological process: establishment of meiotic sister chromatid cohesion; positive regulation of cyclin-dependent protein serine/threonine kinase activity; sister chromatid cohesion. The transcript has 8 exons. Bases 1076 to 1915 code for a protein of 279 amino acids. Gene Ontology annotation, molecular function: chromatin binding; protein kinase binding. The record is from RefSeq and is a predicted model, not a curated record. Gene Ontology annotation, cellular component: nucleus; chromatin; meiotic cohesin complex.
AAAGAAAUUUCUGUUGUUUAAGCCACCUGGUCUGUGGUAUUUUGUUACAGCAGCCUGAGCAAACUAAUACAGCAUCUCAAAGAUGCCUGUAACCCAACUCCAUUCCCACCCUAAGUCAGAGUGUUCAGCAGAGGGUUAGUAGUUGCCUCCAGAGCAUGAAGGGCUCUUCCUGACUCACUGUGAGGAAUGCUUUGGGUUAAAAUAUUGUACUUUUCUGAGUUCAGCUGAAAGGUGGAGGGCUCAGUGAGGUGGCUCACAUCUGUAAUUCCAACACUUUGGGAGGCCGAGGUGGGAGGAUCACUUGAGCCCAGGAGGUUGAGAGCAGCUUAAGCAACAUAGUAAGACCCUGUUUCUCAACACACACAUGCACGCACUCACGCACGCACGCACGCGCGCGCAGGUGUGGGGGCAUGUGCCUGCAGUUCCAGCUACUUGGGAGGCUGAGGUGGGUGGAUUGCUUGAGGCAAGGAGUUUGAGACAAGCCUGGUCAACAUAGUGACACCCCAUCAUCCCCCAAAAUCAUUUUUCUUUGUUUCGAGACACAGUCUCACUCUAUUGCCCAGGCUGCAGUGCAGUGGUGUGAUCUCACCUCCCUGCAACCUCCGCCUUCACGGACGGUGAAUGUCAGUAAACAUUCGGCAGAAAAGCUCUGCCAAAUUGAGUGCUCUGAUGUGACUUUUUUGUCAAGUCAGUGUUCCUGGGAUCUCUUGUACAUGAUAAUCUCACUCUUGUACAUGAUAAUCUCACUCCUGUAAGGUUUCCUAGUUUCUGCUUGCCCUAGUUUUCUUUCCCAUCCUGAUCCCUCUCCCACCAGACUGGACUCUGAAAUGGGCAUGUACAGAGAAGAGGAGACCCCAACAUGCUUCAGGCUUUGAGUGGAGAGGACACAGCCUCUGCUGGGACAGGGAACAGAGGGAUGCGGAGACCCCGAAGAUGCUUUUGGACAAUGGUCUGAGGUUGGGACAGUGGCAGGAGAUACCAUUCAUUCACUCAGGAUCUCCAGAACAAGAGAUCAGCCUGGCAGUUACAUGUGUUUUUCUUCAAACUGGUUGCCAGCAGUGCCCACAAGAAGGCCAUGGACAGAACAGAGACUACUUUCCAUGAGAGGGGACAGAUUAUGGGAAAGAUCACGGCCAGCCAUCAACCGCACCCCCAGGAUGAGCAGAGCCCCCAGUGGAGCACCUCGGGGUACCCCCUCCAGGAGGUGGUGGAUGAUGAAGUGUCGGGACCAUCAGCCCCUGGGGUAGAUCACAGCCCCCCAGGUAGGUCCUUUUGCUGGAAAAGGAAGAGGGAGUGGUCAGACGAAUCUGAGGAGUCGUUGUUGGAGGAGCCACAGAAGGAGCUCAUCCCUGAGCCUGAGGAGACCUGGGUGGCGGAGACACUGUGUGGCCUUAAGAUGAAGCUGAAGCGACGGCGAGUGUCGUUCGUGCUCCCUGAGCACCACGAGGCCUUCAACAGGCUGCUUGAGGAUCCUGUCAUUAAAAGAUUCCUGGCCUGGGACAAAGAUCUGAGGGUGUCAGACAAGUAUCUCCUGGCUAUGGUCAUAGCGUAUUUUAGCCGGGCCGGCCUCCUCUCCGGGCAAUACCAACGCAUCCACUUCUUCCUGGCUCUCUAUCUGGCCAAUGACAUGGAGGAGGACGACGAGGCCCCCAAAGAAAACAUCUUUUACUUCCUGUACGGGAAGACCCGCUCUCACAUACCCUUGCUCCAUAAGCGUCGGUUCCGGUUAUGCCGUUCCAUGAACUGGAGGGCCAGGAAGAACCGCUCUCAGAUAGCCUUGUUCCAGAAGCUUCGGUUCCAGUUCUUCUGUUCCAUGCGCUGCAGGGCUUGGGUUUCCCCGGAGGAGUUGGAGGAGAUCCAGGCUUAUGACCCAGAGCACUGGGUAUGGACGCGAGAUCGCGCCCACCUUUCCUAGAGCUCCAGGGACCGUGGAGGCCUGAGGUCAUCGGCCUGAGAGAAGAACACCGGGCCCAGGGGAGAUGUGGAUUUUCCGCAGGAACUUUAUUCCAAUGCUCAUGGCAGACACCAGGAAGGAGGAGAGGAGCCAUUUGUGCAGAUCAUCUGGAAGAACCUGGACCGUUCUUGAUGGAGCUGAAUACAGUGAUCACGUUGUCCUCCUAGGAGCAGGGGUGGAGGGUGGGGGGUGGGGUACUUCUAGAAGUCCUUGGAGAAAAGUAAGAAACCAGGAGUGUUUCCAGUUCCACCCUUUCCUGCGGCACCACCUCCCUUUUCAUGUUGCUGAAUUCCAACCUCCCUGGAGGUCCUGUUUCUUAGGGACUUGGUUGCCACAGUCCAGGAGGAUUUGAACACAUAAUGCAGGGACUCAGAUUGGCACAGAAUUCUUCAUGAAAUAUGAGUGCCAUAGACUGUAACGGAUAGCUUCGUGCACACUAUGCAUUUUGUUGGUUUGUUUGGAAAAUGUUAGCCAUUGAAUUAUUAAUAGGUUUAUUUCAAAUAGUUAGGAAAUUGUACUUUUGAAAACAUGCUGUUCCUGUAUAGUUUUUUGAUGAGAGUUAUAGCUAUUAUAUAUACAUAAAGAUAAUUUUCUUUUCAUUUUUAAGAGAGAAUUCUUUUUAUCCUAAAUCUUUUAUUAUCUUUAAAUUUUUUUCUGUAUUAUUAUAUGUGCUCCUGAAGCGAGCACUCUUUUCAUCUAUGAUACUUCCAUAAUAAUUUCUUCUAUUUAUAGCUAUUGGUAGUUCUCCUAAAUUCUAGUCAUAGAAAUUUUUAUUUGCUGUUUAGGUUUGUGACUGAAUUGUGAGAAUUCAGUUGUGAUUUUUAACAUGUCUUAGAUAUAUAUACUAACAUGUCUAAUAUAUACUAUCUAUUUUAUUGGUUUAUUUUGAAAAAGAUUGGCAAAGAAUUAUUUAAAUAUUAUUUUAUUUAACUAUUUAUUAAAUAUUAAUUUAUUUAAAUAUUACUUUAAAUAUUAUUUUAAAUAUUGUGGAAAUACUGGUAUUUUUGAAUAGACGCUGUUUCUAUAAAGUUAUGUGAUGGGUGUUAGAACUGUUAUAUACACAUAAAUAUAAUUUUGUUUUCCUUUUUAAGAGUGGAUUCUUUUUAUCAUAAAUCUUUUACCUUUCAAUCUUUGUAUCUAUUAUUACAUGUGCUGCUGAAGGAAGCAUACUUUUUAUCUAUGAUACUUAGCUCAUAUGUAUAUUACAUUUAUAGCUAUGUGGUAGUUCCCCUAAAUUCUUGUGAAAAUAAAUGUUUAUUUGAUAUUUAGUGUAUGUUUGAAAUGUGAGAAUUCAGAUGUAAUUUUUUACCUUGUAUUGGCAUGUUUGUAUGUUACUUUAAAGAGGAUGUGUGUUCUAAAGGAGGGCAUGAGCUGUGUGUUUUCAAGAGAACAAGAGAGUGCGUCUCUUGGGGAAACGUAAUAAAGAUGAACUUUUCUAACCUUCA